Molecule: messenger RNA, 9476 nt
Organism: Strongylocentrotus purpuratus (purple sea urchin)
Lineage: Eukaryota; Metazoa; Echinodermata; Echinoidea; Camarodonta; Strongylocentrotidae
Exons: 21
Coding region: 954-8123 (2389 amino acids)
Biological process (GO): termination of RNA polymerase II transcription
Cellular component (GO): nuclear body
Molecular function (GO): transcription termination site sequence-specific DNA binding; 5'-3' DNA helicase activity
Source: RefSeq, a predicted model, not a curated record
AACUUUUCAUGAUUAUACUAUAAUAGCAAAUAGUCGUGAACUAUUCCAAAAGUCAUAACCAAUAUCCAUCCCCUCGAUUGCCUGUCAUAACCAUGCAGUUACAACAAACAUGGGAUUCUGUCUGUCUGGAUGUAUAGAAACAGUCAUUAGCAGUGGAAUCGGCCACUUCACCUAGUUGUAGCGGGGAGCGGGGAUUCCCCAUGGCCAACGCACUUAUGACGCGGCGCUUAUUGGAUGCAAAUCUAUAUGCCGUGUGUACGUUAUAGCUACGUUUACGCUUGAUGCUAGACCGAAAGCUUCAUGCAGUCUCUGAUAUCGACGGUGGUUCCGCUGAGAUUGCAUCUGGCUCCACUGACCGCCUCUGGGGAAUGUCAGUUUUAUUAAAGAAAUGACCCAUAUCAGACGGUUAUUUCUGUCUAGCUUGAUGCUUGCCCUUACUGCUGGUAAAUCGAUCUUUGGGCCGCUGAAGUUUGGCUGAUGCGGUGUUUUUCUAGACUUGACCCACGACGUGGAAGAACGAAUCCAUUGAAGGGUUUUUUGUUUACGACACGGAAUAAACCUUGUAGACCUUAAUCUGCUGUCUACGUCUCAUCAUUGAUACUAUCCGGCCCCUAGCAAGGUCCAACCCCCACCCACGACACCAAGAUGAGAGCAGAUGAGCAUAUGGGCAAAUUAAGAAUUUUUUUAUGUGACUAUAUGGUUCUCUUGUUAAUUCACAAUUUUUAGACGUUGAUUAAUUUGCCUCAUCUUUGAAGGAACAUUGCCAAUACUCGAUAGUAUUCUCAAAGCUGAGUGCAGAUCGAUGGCCAGAUGAGAAACGAACAAAAGGAAAUAGAUGUAUGAUGUAGCUCAGAAUGUCCAUGUCAUGAUGAUUACGAUUAGAAUCUACGUCAAUUUAGACUUUACAGAGAGAUGAAGCAGAAUUAAAUAAGAGUUAAGGAGUGGGAGACACCAUGGAGGAUAAUUGUAUCGUGAUUUAUGAUAGUGAGGAUGAGGGAUCCCCUUUAACUGAAUCCAAAAGGGACAGCGUAUCCUCAGACACUGGCUGUGUCGACCCUCAAGAUAUUCCCUCAAACUCGGCCAAGGAUUUGCAGGAUAAUGCCUCAAACUCUGAUUCAGAUUUACCAGAUAUUUGGGGCAGUGACAACGAAAGCCAUAAGGAUGAUGAUGUCGGCAGAGAUUUGCCAUCCACAAGCACUGGGAGGGUCACAGCGUCACGAUGUGGGAAAAGGCAUAUUGCAAUAAAGCAGGAAUAUACCUCACUGCCACCAGCGGGGAAAGGUAGUGCAGUUGAUUCUGAGUCUGAAGUUGAGGAAGAGGAACAAUUCGGUGGUAUUGGAGAGAACAGUUCUGAUGGUGAUUAUAAUGAUGAAGAACAGUUUCAAAAUCAAAUACAUCAGAAUGAGACAGGAAAUAUUAGUGGAAAGGUUAGUGAUCAUGGUGAUGCAAGUGACAGCAGUGGCGACGUAAUGACCCUGGGAGUUUUUUUGAAGGAAUCUCAGUCUUACAGUCAAGUAGAGCCUGUAGAAUGCAAGUUUGAGGAUAGGCCUUGGGACUUACAUGUAGAAGACUGCGGCAGCCCAGAUGCUGUUCAAUCUCGGGAGUCACCGUUGCCUCCGGUUUCAUCACCCGGAUCGGCCAGUUCCAUUCCAUCUCGAGAAUCGCCGUUGCCUCAGGUUUCAUCACCCGUAUCGGCCAGUUCCGUUCCAUCUCAGGAAUCGCCGCUGCCUCAGGUUUCAUCACCCGUAUCGGCCAGUUCCAUUCCAUCUCGAGAAUCGCCGUUGCCUCAGGUUUCAUCACCCGUAUCGGCCAGUUCCGUUCCAUCUCGGGAAUCGCCGUUGCCUCAGGUUUCAUCACCCGGAUCAGCCAGUUCCAUUCCGUCUCGGGAAUCGCCGUUGCCUCGGGUUUCAUCACCCGGAUCGGCCAGUUCCGUUCCGUCUCGGGAAUCGCCGUUGCCUCGGGUUUCAUCACCAGGAUCGGCCAGUUCCGUUCCGUCUCGGGAAACGCCGUUGCCUCAGGUUUCAUCACCCGGAUCGGCCAGUUCCGUUCCGUCUCGGGAAUCGCCGUUGCCUCAGGAUCACAUUUCAUCAGGUGUUGUCAGAUCCAGCGACUGUGAAGCUGAUGAUGCCGUUAAUUCAGACGCCUCAUCUACAAGUGGCACAGGUCUUCAUCCUCCAGGUGGUCCAUUUCCCCAAUUUCUUUUGCAUCAAGCCCUUGACGACGAUAGAAUGGAACUUAAGCUCCACAGACUUCCUUUACCCGCAGGCUGCUUGUCAGAUGAUGGCGAAGAUGAAAUCGAAGAUGAAAUCAAGUCGGAUUCCUCUCCAGAACCUGGGGAUAAAAGGCCAAAGAAGAACCAAUCGGCCAUCAGAAAAAGCCGUAGAAAACCUCACAGUAGAAGUGAUAGAUCAUCCACAGAUGAAGAAGAUGAAAUCAAGUCGGAUUCUUGUUCAGAACCUGUGGAUAAAAGGCCAGAGAAGAACCAAUCAGCCGUCAGAAAAAGCCGUAGAAAACCUCACAGUAGAAAUGAUAGAUCAUCCACAGAUGAAGAAGAUGAAAUCAAGUCGGAUUCUUGUCCAGAACCUGUGGAUAAAAGGCCAAAGAAGAACCAAUCGGCCAUCAGAAAAAGCAGUAGAAAACGUCACAGUAGAAGUGAUAGAUCAUCCACAGAUGAAGAAAACCAGACAUCCUGCGACAAUGUACAGAAGAAGGCAGAGUGUGGUGAACAGUCUGCUGCCAGAAGAAAGCGUAAGGUGAAAGGUAAAAAGAGAUGCAGGGAUAGGAGAGGUCACAAGAAGACAAGGGGUGGCAAAAGUCGUUCGUUGAGUAAUGCUGGUUCAUUACAGGAUCCUGAAUCUAAUCAAGAUUCAACAAAUGAGGAUUGCUUGCAGCAAGGACAGGGUCCAGAGCAAUCUGGAAACAAGGACAGGUUGCCUCCUACAAAUCCAACUCCCAUGUUGAAUGGAAGUACAGAAGAAGAGCCUAUGGAUACUGCCAGCGAUGAAGAUAUGAAUAAAUUAAGAAGACGCCUUGUAAUCAGAAAAGUUCCAGUGGUGUCCAAGAGUGAGACAGACUCUGAUGAAACAUGUAUUGAAGAUGAUGACUUAGAUCCAUCGUCCAGUCAAGCUGGCGGUAUCAAGUCAGAACACCCCAACUCAGAUGAAACCAUGAUUGACAGUAAUGAUGGAGAUGAUCCUGGCCGCACUGAAAAUAUGACAAGCGAUGCAGUGGAUGAGGUAGUCCAUAAUACAACAACUGAGUAUUUUGAUACACAGCCCUUCUCGCCUAUUCUUCAUAACGAAACUGAAGAUUCAUUAAGUGAUGCAGAUGAAGAGUUGCAUACCUCUGAGAUGAUCGUUUCAAGAGAUUCUCCAUCAUACUUGUUGGGGGAUAAGGAACAUGAUGGUAGAGAAGCUGCUGACCUAGAACCUAACUCUCACGUAAGCUGUCAAAGCCCUGAUGAAGAAAUCCAUCAACCUCAAAGGGAUGACGCAGGUUUAGAACCUUCCUCAAGCCACAGAAGUAAUGGUGUCAAUCGGCCAAGUUUGCAAAGAGAGGAUGACUCUCCUGGACAAUAUUUUCCCACAGAUUCCCAGUUAAGUAUUAGUCUCGACAUUGAGGAUACUGAAGAACUUACCACUCUUGAAGAUGAUUCUCAAGAUCAGUAUUUCCCCACAGAUUCCCAGUUAAGUAUUAGCCUCGACGAUGUGGAUACUGAAGAACUUACCACUCUCGAGGACAAAGGACAGUAUUUUCCCACAGAUUCUCAGUUGAGUAUCAACCUGGAGAAUGAAGACACUAUGUCCAUUCCUUCCAAAGCCCACUCAACCAGAGGAGCUUCAAAGAACCUUGAUAAGGACUCUGGAAAGAAACUUCUUCCUUGCCAACGAAAUGCAUGGUGUCCCUCAGAGUUGGAUCCACAAGAAAGAUUCUUGUUGCUACAAGAGGGAGAUUCAGGACAUGUGUCUUCUUUCUCGCAAGAAACUCUAUUUACGCCUUCCUCUCCCGGUGAGGCCCCAAGCACAUCUACAGCAGCACCUGGCUACUUACUUGCAACUUCAAAUGAACAACAUAUACCUAAAAAGAAUAAAAACUUCCAAAGACCCUCAAGAGCGGAUAAAUUACUGACAACUAUGAAAGAAAGUGAUCAACAAAAGGAGAAGAAUGAUACCAAGAGGACCGACUCUCUACAGGACAUUCCUGACACUCCAUCUAAUACACUCAGCUUAAGUUCCAAGGAACCUUCAGAAAGCCCUUCUACAUCCAUGAUCCGUUCCGUGCAGGAUUGCCUCCAGCAACCUGCAUCUUUGAACUCAAAUGAGAUGGGUUUGGAGGAUAGACUACCUGCAGAUUCAAGAAGUUUGUCACAUGGUCAUUCAUCAAUUCCAAGUGUUUCCUUUCCUUCAACAAGUUCGUACUCCAGUAACAUCUCUGAAUCCUCAAGGACUCUUAACGGUGGUCAUUCUGCCUCUUCAGGCACCUCUGAAACACCCAGUACCAAACCAGACAGGUUAAAACCUACUGGAGAUGAUAGAUCUGCUUGUCCAAGUGACCCUCCAGACCCAUCAUUGGUGGCAUCGGACAUGAGCAAACCUCUAAAGAAGAGACGCCACUCGCAGACAUCAAGUGUUCCGUCAGGAAACCAAGGGACAGAACCUUCCAAGGUUAAUCAGAUCACCAAGGAAUUCAAGCAAGAGGAUGUCUUAUCGUGUGUACUCUCAUGGAAUGCUGACUGGUUUGACAAGCACAAAGAAGUACAUCCUGCAGAGAUUUUGCAAUCUUUCUUGACGGGUAAGGAAGUACCAAAACACCAUGCAUGCUACCCAGACAUUAGGAGCUAUCAAGAGGCAUUUCUUUGCUUUUUACUCCUGGAGAUGUGGUCAAACGUUUCGAGCUCUGUGGCUAAAGAUUGUGAUAGGACAUGGAGGCAGAGCUCUGGAGUGAACAAUAUCUCAGGGGACAUCGUUGAAGUGCAAUAUGAAGCAGCUGAUAAUCCAACAGAACCUCACGACCUGAGUGUUGGAGACCUGGUCCUCGUUGACAUGACGACUGACACUGCUUCAGAGAAACAGUUCAAUUUCGGACUAGUCCGUGAGAUUGGAUUGUCAGAUAGGACCAUAUGUCUAGCCCUUCACAAGAGCAUAAUUGUACCCAGCUCAACGAGACUGAAGGUUGUAACAUCACUCAGUCAUUACCUGAAUCAGAUUAGAGCGUUGCUGUCUAUUAACAGCCAUCCUCUCGCAAAGCACAUCAUAAAUCCAGAGGACUCCCCCGUGUUUGCAAAGGACACACAGGUACGCACGGAAGGAAGAGUAUCUGACGAUGAGUUGCUAAACUCCUACAUGGAAUCCAUUACAAGUCACGCAUCCCGAUCAGAAGUGAUUCGACUAAUGGAUGGGGCAGCGGGAACGGGAAAAACUGGAUUCUUGUGUCGACUCAUUCAACGGAUCACAAGAGUACAUAAGGAGGUUCCUAAGACUUUCAAAAACCCUUACAAACUGCUGGUCUGUGCCCCAACCAACCAGUCGUUAGAUGUCUUGCUGAGGAAGAUAUGGGAUGCUCUGAUGAAGAAGAUGGAUAAUGCACCGACAGGCAGUGGAAGAGAUGCGAUGAAACACAUCGUAGAUGGCGUAAAAAUCAUACGUGUUGAUAAAGCUGAGGAAGCCGAUCGUCGUCUCACACAGUUUCUUCUCUCCACUGUAAUGGCGAGUAAGAGAAAUCAAGGAUCACCCUAUGACCAGCUGUCUGAAGAUGACCUUCAAACUAGAUUACUGCAGGAAGCUGAUAUUGUGGGGUGCACGCUUGAAGAUUGUGGAUUAGAGAUCGUAAGAAGCAGCUUGGCAGGAAAUGUGUUUGCACUCUUUGUGGAUGAUGCCAGCCAUUGUUUGGAAACUGAAAUUCUCCUUGCCCUGCAGUGUAAAACUAAGCGUGUCUUCUUGGCAGGCGAUCAAGAACAGGGCAUUGUUAGCAUUCGCUCAAAGGGGGCCCAAGAUCUUGACUUCGGUCAUUCCAUGCUAGACAGGCUGGCUGAGAAUUUUGAGAUAGAGGACAGACGUAUCCACAGAUGGGAGGUUCAAUACCGCAUGAAGGAAGAAAUUGCAAAAUAUCCAUCCUCUGUUAUGUACUUACACAGACUCAAGACUCGGGUUAAUCACCCGCCCUUCUGUCUUCAUCCAUAUAUCAUCUUUGACGUGGCUGAUGGGAAAGAAUCUUUGCAGAGAGAUUCAGUUGUCAACACCUCUGAGGUUUCAUUCAUCGAGGUCCUGGUUUCAGGCUUCCUUAAACUAAAAGAUAGCUUCACCGUAGGUAUAAUCACCCCCUCUGAAGGACAAAAGGGAAAACUUCUAGAAAGAUUGCAAGGGAAGAACAUUCCUGGCCUGGUUAUUGGAACCCCUACAAAUUUCUACGGCUUGGAGAAACAUGUCAUCAUUCUGUGUUGCACCAGCACCUCCAGGACACCUAAUGAGAAUGGAUUUGUGAUGAACAAACAGGUCUUAAAUCUAGCUUUGACUCGAUCCAAGUAUAGCCUCAUCAUCGUUGGCAACAUGAAGAGUUUACAGAAGAUGAGCAACAACUGGAAAUUCUUGGUAGAUGAUGCUACCGGCAGACAGCUUGUCUUUAGGACUUCGCAAGCUUCCUACAGUCAAGAUGCCAAGAACUGUCAAAAGGAAACAAUACCUUCAAAGCCAAGUGCAUCUAGUAGUCGACCAGAGAUGCCUCUGAGAAAUGUGUCUGAAGGAAGAACUCCUCCUGGACAACAGCAGAGAGGGGUACAAGAUGGAAAUUCUAGGAGAAGUGAGGACAGUUACCGCCACAGACACAACCCAUGGCCGCAGGAUAAUCCUGCACAUGGCAGUGGUCGGGAUCCGAUGGAGGCAGAUGCUGUGAUGCCUGCAGGGGCCAACUAUUUACCUCCAGGAGUGGACCCAGGUAGCAGAUCAUCUCAGGCACUUAGCAACGAAGGCAACGCCUCCAUUUUCGUAGAAGAACAGCACAUGCCUUAUGCUCCAAGAAAUAUCUCACAGAGCCAAAGAGAGUCAACUUCGAGCAAUAGGGUGGAGGAGAACAGACCUUCAAGACAUAAACAUGUAUCUGGCUAUGCUGGAAUAAAUAACGGGGGCAAGAAGCGAGUGCACUUUGAUACAGGAACAGAGGAUCAUGGGAGAGCAGCAAAGGUCCCAAGGUCAGGCAACUACGACCAAGGUGCGUCCUCUAGUGUGAAGUCAUUUGGUGGACGUAGACAUUCUUUUCCGUCAUCAAGAGACUCUGCUCAACCUCGAAGCAUACUGAAGAAGCCUGACGGAAACGUAGCAUCAACAAGUCAUCACAACCUAAGGAGCCACAGUCCAUCAAUUGCAAGUACAGCCCCAGGCAUAUCUGUCAGCAGCAGUAGUACCCCGAUUCCUCAAAGACAGAGGAGGAAUAGCUCGGGUCUUGAUGCCAGCCUUGACACAGAGGAUGGGAAGAGUUUACGUGAAAUUGCUACAGGAAUGAGGGCCAAUGAGAGGCUUCCCAGGCAGCAGAAGGGUCAAGUUAUAGCAGGUCAUACUGUUGGCAAGCGAAAACCCCAGAGUUCAAAGAGAACGGAAACCAUUGAGCAUAGUGGGAGAGAAAGGAGACCAUCUGGUGAAGCCACCAGUGCUGGAACUUCUCAACGUCGGAACAGUUCAAAUGGAAAUGAAGCGGGACAAAAUCAGAGCCGUGACCAUCAGCAGCAGGAAGGUGGGUCAGAUCAGCGACCUCGACGUCAAAGCUGUCAACAACAAGUGAGUCCAGACAGACAGGAUCAUGGAAGGAGUGUAAGGAGAUCAUCUGGUGAAGUCACUGGUGCUCGAACUUCUCUACGUCAGAAUGGUUCAAAUGGAAAUGAAAUUAGACAAAAUCAGGGCCGUGGCCCUGCGUUGCAAAACAGUUCAGAUCAAAGACCUCAACGUCAGUGCCGUCAACCACAACCUUAUAUAGGAAUACAGGUUCUGCGUAGGGCUUCCUUGAACCAACUUGCCCACAACCCAGUACAGCAUGAUCGAAACAUGCUCCAUAACAGGAUAGUUAAUGAGGCAUAUGGGGGUCGUUCUACUGCCCUGACUGAGCCUCGGCCAAAUUUGAGGAGGGGGAAACGCUAAUAAUAAUACAGGGUAUUAACAUUUAUAAAGUUCCAUUUAUCCAUUGUACGAAAUGCUCUAUGCACUGGUCAUUCAUGUACAUAAAAAACAUUGUUAAAUGAUUGAAAUUGUGUGUGUGUAAUUGGGGUUUUACAGAUGUGUAUCAAUCAGAUAUGAUUAUUUACAUCUGUGGACCAACCUUUAACGUUACAGUCCGAAAGACGGGACUCAGUUUCUAACCUGCGUCCUCGGCUGAAUCAGUUUUGUCACUUCCAUUGUUAGCUGGAUUACAGGCGCAUGCCCCAACGCCCCGUUGUUUUGAACAACUUAUGUUUUAAUAGGCAAGAUUUCAAAGGGUUAACAGAUGAUACAUGUACUGUACAUGUAUGUUUUCCGUUCAAAACGUUUGAUUCAGCAAGUACUAAUGACCAAUCCCUGUGGGUUUCUAUAGUAUUUGGUACUUGUACAAGAAGUAGAGAAGAGUUAGAAGACCUUGGCAGUCUGGGAGGAUGGUGGAAAAUGAACAAAGUAGAAUUGUACUUGAAAGGGACUGAACUGGUGAACUUGCACAGCAUCAUCUCAUGGCCAACUUGUAAACAGGUUGUAACCCACUGUGCAGUGUCUGGUGCAGCAGCACGGUAUCCCUUUAAAUUUGUUGACUAUAUAUGUUAACAACAGAUUCACAAAACUUGCUGAUUUAAACGGCUAUAAAAUGGCGCUAUAAAUCAGGAGAUUUUCAACGACAGAAUAGCAAUCUAUUGGUAUCCUUGAAAAGUGUCAAAUGCAUCAGUUGUCCAAAAGGUCGAGAAAAUAGUGAGAGCUAGCUAGUCAGUAGAAUCCUUAUUCGGGUCACUGUAAUUCCUACCAAUUUCAGAUACUGUGUGGUUUCAUUCUCAGAAUUCUUAUGCCAGCUUGCCUGUAUUCCUGUCAUUCACUUUUAUUGGAGGUUAUUCCUUUAGGUAAUGUAUUACACAAGCCUUUCCAUAAGUCAAAGCAGACCAGGAGCCAAAUAUCUCAAAGUCCAGGACCAGGACCCAUUUCCAAAAUUAGUGAAAAUAUAUAAUCUUCUAGAUUGUCAACCGUCAUCUUUUAUUUAUUCAUUAGUCUGUCAGCACACUAUAAAGUACACACUGCACAGCAGUGGUAGCAGUUUGAGAUGUAUAAACAAACCACAGACAGAGACAAAAACAACAUGCAAAACUAAAGUGCAUGAAAUGAAUUAUGUGGGAUAUGUAUACAAUCACAAAAGGAUUUUAGGGUUCUCAUUGUAUUUUUAAGUAAGUUUUUGUCAGAUUUGUGAACAUAAUAGUGCCUGCCAUGUGAAAGUUUCUGAAACAGGAAAUGUUAAUUCUCCCAGACAGGGCUAAAAAAAAA